ACACUUUGACAGAUUCAUUUGCAAUGGCACACGAUCAUCACGAUCAUUCUAACUGCAACCACGAUCACAGUGUUGAUAAGCUAUCUGCGGCCACUAGUCAGCUGACAUCUCAACAGCGGGCUGUAGACAAACUAGCAAAGGCUCUAGUAGAGAUGCAAGAGUUAGCAAAUUUGCAUAAAAAGUCAAUCCAAGAUAAACCUACCUCCAAUGAACCUGUGAACAAAGCUGAUGUGGAAUUACUGAUGAAGGAAUUUUGUUUAACAAAAGCUGAAGCAGAAAAGGCUUUAAGAGCUAACAAAUCUGAUUUGGUUGCUACCAUAACCGAAUUAAUCAAAGCUUAGAUGAAGAGUGCCUCAAACAAAGUAAUUAGAAUAUAAUAUGGUACAGCUAAACAAUUCAUAUACAACAUACCAACCCCAUAUUGAAGUUAAAUUAAUAAAAAAUAUCGGGCGGGUCUCUUCAAAUUAUCAUUUGGAGUAUUUCUUUUCGACAAUGUGAAAAUUUUCUGAUCCUGCAACGAUGUCCCGUU
Mycotypha africana is the source of this 529-nucleotide messenger RNA. RefSeq lists its product as uncharacterized. The transcript is spliced from 4 exons. Bases 24 to 341 code for a protein of 105 amino acids. The record is from RefSeq and is a predicted model, not a curated record. NCBI's taxonomy places the organism in Eukaryota, Fungi, Mucoromycota, Mucoromycetes, Mucorales, Mycotyphaceae.